ACCAUAAGUACCGUUUAAAGAAAAUGGCGAUGGUUUCUACGGUAUUCUCGCUCCCGACCCUAAGCCCUCCCAACCUUCGACGAGUCAACCGCAAAUCAGAUUUCGAUUGAAUAGGACACUUCGGGAAAUUUAAGGAAACAAAACGGAAACGAUUAUUGGAACAGGUAUUAUUCCGGUGUGGCGUAUGCAAGUGUGAGCAAAGAAGCAAUGGGUGUGAGAGUCACAGAAGGGGAAGGGAGCUUGCCCAAGGUUGUGCUCACUUCUGCUGGUGGAAGCGAGGCUGAUGUGUAUUUAUUUGGAGGUUGUGUCACGUCUUGGAAAGUUGCAAAUGGAAAGGACCUCCUUUUCGUUCGGCCAGAUGCUGUGUUUAAUAAGAAAAAACCAAUCAGUGGAGGACUUCCUCAUUGUUUCCCACAGUUUGGACCUGGCCCAAUGCAGCAGCAUGGAUUUGCAAGGAAUGUGGAUUGGUCAGUUGUUGAUUCUGAAAAUGUGGAAGGAAAUCCUGUCGUAACUCUAUUACUAAAGGAUGGUCCUUAUAGUCGUUCCAUGUGGGAUUUCAGCUUUCAAGCUUUAUACAAGGUCAUUCUAACUACAAAAAGCCUUUCCACCGAACUAAGAAUUACAAAUACAGACAAUAAGCCAUUUUCAUUUAGUACGGCCUUGCAUACAUACUUCCACGCUUCUGUGACAGGGGCAUCUGUUAGAGGUUUGAAAGGGUGCAAAACUCUGAAUAAAGAUCCAGAUCCUAAGAAUCCAUUGGAGGGUAACGAAGAAAGGGAUUUGGUCACUUUUCCUGGAUUUGUAGAUUGCGUCUAUCUGAAUGCCCCUAAUGAAUUGCAACUUGAUAAUGGCUUGGGUGAUAAAAUAUCUAUCAAGAACACCAAUUGGACAGAUGCUGUUUUGUGGAACCCUCAUCUGCAGAUGGAAGCUUGCUACAGAGAUUUUGUUUGUGUUGAAAAUGCUCAGAUUGGAAGCGUUCAGCUAGGGCCUGAACAAUCUUGGACAGCGACACAGCAUCUUAGCAUUGACUGAAGAGUAGCUAAGCACUGUUGCUAAAUUUGUUGACAAUUGACUUACUGUCUUAAUUUCAGUAUUUUGAUUUGAGUUUUGCAAAGUUUUCCAGUUAUACAAACAAAUAAUAUGGCUUGUCCAAAGUUCCUAUUUAAAUUGACAUGUCUUUGAUUGGUA
This is a messenger RNA of Corylus avellana, 1188 nucleotides long. NCBI's taxonomy places the organism in Eukaryota, Viridiplantae, Streptophyta, Magnoliopsida, Fagales, Betulaceae. The record is from RefSeq and is a predicted model, not a curated record.